GUUUUUUAUUCAACCUCUUCGUCACAAGUCCGAAUGCAACGAUAUAGGACAAUACGCAAGCUAUCAUAACAACAACAACAACAACACAUCCGAUUGCAACAACCGAUAGUUGAAUUACUGAAGAAUCCUGCACGCAUUUAUUAUUUGAUCGAUACUUGAGUUAAACCUCGCCGAGGACAAAACAGUGACACGAAGUUUAUAUUCCGUUCAAGAUUUGGGGCAAGCUGCUGGAGGGACGGGAUAGCCUCCCGAUCAGCUGACGUCGGCCGCGACCUAUCUAGGUGGGAAUUAACGUCACCAAGAGAAACCAAGUCCGCUAAUUAAGCCGCACAGCUUUUAAUGUGGGACUGUGUACCUGUUGUUCCUCGGUCUACCAACUGGAUAGCAGGAACCAGCCUCCAGAUUAGGCUACAUCUCACCUUUAACUACCUCUGCCUGCGGUGUUAGUCUUGUUUUGCAUGGAAUGAAUCACUUGAGACUCCGUCGCAAUCUGCAACGGUUUGCGCAGACAGGAAAAAUAACCGACCCUAACGCAUAUAAGCCUAUUAAUAGGAUGUACAGGUAGAAAGGAGUUUAUUUGUGUGGUGGAAUCCGAAACCUUAUGCUUUUGUUGUUCAACCGUAGUCGUUUUGCCAGAUCAAGAUAUAGAUUAGGCCUGAAUCAUAUUUGUUAGCGAGUUUGUGACCUGGACAGUUGGGUGCUGCUGGACAAGAUGAAAAUAUGAAUCCAAUACAGUGAGUCUGGUGACGUCGCCGUGUUCGGGCCGUGGCAGAACAUGCACGGGCCAGGAUCUGUGUUGUGAGUGAGAUCCAACUUGCGGGGAAAUUAUCUCCGCCUCCUCCGUUCAAAGGGGAAUCAUAUUUUUUUGCGUGUAGUUUCUCGUGGUUGCUGUGUGGAGCCGGCCGCCACACACCCACUCCUCAACAACGACGGCUUUUGCUUGCAUCUUCCAGUGCUUCUUCUGUCAGCAAAUCCAGCAGAGCUGCUCCUCGUCCGCCGCUAGCCCGGACGUCGCGGCCCCCGACACAGCAGCCACUCACAGCCUAGAGCCACGCCCAUGUGACAUGGUGAAGAUGACCAAGUCGAAGACGUUCCAGGCUUACCUGCCCUCUUGCCAUCGCACUUACAGCUGCAUCCACUGCAGGGCACACCUGGCCAACCACGAUGAACUCAUUUCCAAGUCGUUUCAAGGCAGCCAGGGAAGAGCCUACCUCUUUAACUCUGUUGUGAACGUGGGCUGUGGGCCAGCCGAGGAGCGGGUCCUCUUGACAGGUUUACACGCUGUCGCCGACAUCUACUGUGAGAACUGUAAAACCACACUGGGCUGGAAAUACGAACAUGCGUUUGAAAGCAGUCAGAAGUACAAGGAGGGGAAGUUCAUCAUCGAGCUGGCUCACAUGAUCAAGGACAACGGCUGGGAGUGACUUCUUCUGACAUCACUUCCGGUGUCAUCACUUCCCUUUAAAGACCUCUGACUUAUCAGAGCUCUGGAUCUAUCAGACUUUACAGAGCGAUAACCAAUCACCAUCAACCACACACCGUGCUGCACACUUUCAAACACACACACACACAUCACUUCUGGCUGUGAACCAUGAUUUUGUGAGAGGAACAGAUCAGAGCAGUGGGACCUUCAGUGAAGACCCUGUGAACUCUUCACCAGCCAGUGAUAUAUAGCUAAACUUGACUUUGUUCCUCUUCCAGGCCCCUCCCUCUCAGUGAUGUUGUCACUUGGUCACAAGGCCACUACAGCUUUGUAGAGAGAUGCGAUUUUCUGAUUCUCUGUUUUCCUCAUCGUCCCCCUAAGCCAGUCAACAGGAUGAAGAUGGGGAAGAGGAAGUGGACUCUUCUUUCUUGUGUGUUGUUCUGCUGUGGGUUUUACUGGUUAAAAGAACAAUGAUGUUACUGGUUAGCAUUUCUUCUGUCUGGGUGGGAUGACCUCUCAGCCCCCCAGCACAGACCAGCAUGCUUUUACGAUCUCCGUUCGGGGAGGGGGUUAAAUAACCCCACUAGGUUGAUGUAGCGGUUUUCUUUUUAACGUGGGAGGGGUUCGUGGGUGUGGGUUGUAACCACAUUUGUUAAUACUUGUGUUUCACUGAUUGCGUUUUUCUGUCUAUGUUUUCGAUGUAGUGUGAUGGUGGGUGUCUGCUGAGGAGAGGUCCGUAUCUCCACAGACACUGCAGUGGUGGUGGUGCCGGCUGGUGGUAGGUCACAUCCCACUGCUCUAUGGGUUAGAACAGACCUGUCAGGAGGAGAUGGGUUAGAACAGGCCUGUCAGGAGGAGAUGGGUUAGAACAGGCCUGUCAGGAGGAGAUGGGUUAGAACAGGCCUGUCAGGAGGAGAUGGGUUAGAACAGGCCUGUCAGGAGGAGAUGGGUUAGAACAGGCCUGUCAGGAGGAGAUGGGUUAGAACAGGCCUGUCAGGAGGAGAGGGGUUAGAACAGGCCUGUCAGGAGGAGAUGGGUUAGAACAGGCCUGUCAGUCACUUCCUCCACAGAACAUUGUCUAGUGUAACAGCUUCACAAACCUGAUACAUGAGUUAUAGACUAUAUUCAUAGAUAUGCUAGACACAUUUGUAUGGAUAUCUACUAUAAUCCAUGCACAUCCUAUAGAUAUACUAGAUGAUGUUUAUGUAUGGGUACAGUGUAUGUAUGAGACAUUCUGAUGGUCUGUGUAACCUGUAUGUAUGGGUACAGUGUAUGUAUGAGACAUUCUGACGGUCUGUGUAACCUGUAUGUAUGGGUACAGUGUAUGUAUGAGACAUUCUGACGGUCUGUGUAACCUGUAUGUAUGGGUACAGUGUGUGUAUGAGACAUUCUGACGGUCUGUGUAACCUGUAUGUAUGGGUACAGUGUAUGUAUGAGACAUUCUGAUGGUCUGUGUAACAUGUCUUCAUGCAGCUGUUGCAUACUUGAAGUUACUUUGUUUGCACUCUGCAGAGGCCUUAGGUUCAUUGUUUAGAGGCAAAAGUUUGUCUGCUCGUGCAUCCGUCUGUCUGCUCGUCCGUCUGUCUGCUCGUGCAUCUGUCUGUAUGUCUCUCUUUAAAGACCAUUUUCUGAAAUGAUUAAGAGACUGAUUGUAUGAUAUCAUUAGAAUGAUGUUGAGGUGGUUGCUGGCUAGAUCAUCUCCUUGUUCAUUCCUUGAUCCUUAGUCCUGGUUUGAAAGUCUUUACCUCCAUUCGAUUCACUUUAAAUCUACAGAUUGUUGUUGUCACUUUGCUUCUGCUGCUUAAAGGCAUGAACAAUAACCUUUUCCAAGGAAAACUAUUUAAUGUGUUAAUUGCAAUCCUUUGCUGCUACUAGAAAAAUACAAUCCAUUGCCCUCCUUUAUUCCCUUGGUCCACCUGCUCCUUUUGCACUUUAUCUUUCAACCUGACGCUGUACGAUAAUGAGCGAAUGAACGGCUGUUUCAGUAGCUUCCUUUGAUGUUCUUCUCUAACUUGUUAGUUUGCCUCUAAGCUGAAUGAAUCUUGUGCCUCUUCAAAAAGAGUCCUCUUCUGUGUUGUGCAGUGCAUAACUAAACUAUUACAACCCCCCCCCCCUCGGAAAAAUUCAAUCAACUCAGUCACAUAGAACCCCAAAUCUAGCAGUAUAGAUUAUUGAUGCAUACAUUUAAAAUAUAUAUAUAUAUAAUAUUUUUGAGUUAAAACUCAAUGGCUUGUUGUUCAUUAAGAGUAGUAAAUAUGUCUUAUUAUGUGGGUUUAGGGGUUACUAAUCAGACCUCGAUGUACAGUGGGGAGAACAAGUAUUUGGUACACUGCCGAUUUUGCAGGUUUUCCUACUUACAAAGCAUGUAGAAGUCUGU
Esox lucius (northern pike) is the source of this 3800-nucleotide messenger RNA. RefSeq names its product yippee-like 1 (gene ypel1). The record is from RefSeq and is a predicted model, not a curated record. The transcript is spliced from 5 exons. Bases 1065 to 1424 code for a protein of 119 amino acids. NCBI's taxonomy places the organism in Eukaryota, Metazoa, Chordata, Actinopteri, Esociformes, Esocidae.